Caenorhabditis bovis is the source of this 384-nucleotide messenger RNA. The record is from the annotation of a GenBank genome assembly. Lineage: Eukaryota; Metazoa; Nematoda; Chromadorea; Rhabditida; Rhabditidae.
AUGCAAAAGAAUCUCGUCGAUCUUUUCGCGGAGCUCGUCGACAAUCGAAAUCUCGCUGAAAUGUUCCAGAAUCCCGGUCAACUACGCACAUUCUUCGUUGAUCACUUCAUUCCAGCUGUUGAUUCGACAGGGACGCCGAUUCCCGACGAUGAGCUUCCGAGACAGAACUCGUCUCCGAAUGUGCCAUUAAACGGUAAUCUCCCAUUUGUUACAGUGAACAACGAUUUUCCCAACUCGUUUUUCCAACUAUUAAAUCAGCAGCAGCCGUCUCCGCUUCAGAAUUCGCCGUCAUUUAAUGCUCUACCCCAAUAUUUUCCCCAUCCGGCUCAAUUUCCCGCCAACUUUUAUAGUCAUUUCGCAUUUCCAAUGUAUUAUAAAAUGUAG